Molecule: messenger RNA, 1662 nt
Organism: Capsella rubella
Lineage: Eukaryota; Viridiplantae; Streptophyta; Magnoliopsida; Brassicales; Brassicaceae
Product: F-box/kelch-repeat protein At3g06240
Exons: 1
Coding region: 155-1477 (440 amino acids)
Molecular function (GO): protein binding
Source: RefSeq, a predicted model, not a curated record
AUACAGUAAUUAUAUAACUCGAAAACUCGGUUUGACUAUUGAACCGGGAAAUUGGAAGUUAAAAAAACUAGACAACCGAAGUUAGAUCCGGAUCCAGUGUUACCGGGUUAAUUUAAGAUUUCGGGUCAUAGCGGAGAGCUACCAGACGCAAACGAUGAGAGCGAUCCAGUUGCUGUGGGAAGCGAUAAUGGAAGCGACGAAGAGAGGAAGACGGAGACAAGAUGAAAACGACGGAGAAGAAGAGACCAACGACAAAGCUUCACCGGAAUCUCUUGUUCUUCCUCCAGAGAUCAUUGCAGAAAUUCUUCUUCGAUUACCGGCCAAAUCGAUCGGGCGAUUCAGGUGCGUGUCGAAGCUCUUUUGCUCUUUAUCGUCGGAUCCUAGGUUCGCGAAGAGUCAUCUCGAUCUAAUCCUCCGAAACGAAACCGUGAGGUCUAUCCACCGCAAGCUCAUCGUGUCUUCACAUAAUCUCUACUCGUUAGAUUUCGAUUCGAUUGGAUUUGAAGUAACUAGGGAUUUAGCGGCUGUGGAACUCAUUUAUCCGCUUAAGGACGAUCCGAGCAUUUUCUCAGAGAUGAUUAGGAGUUACGUGAGGGAGCAUCUCUACGAUGGUGGAUCCGAGGUUGACGAAGAUGAUCGUCGUGUGAUGCUUACGCUGAAUGCGAAAUCGCAUAGAAGAAACUGGGUUGAGAUCGUUGGAUCUUCCAAUGGUUUAGUGUGUAUCUCUCCUGGUGAAGGUGCUGUUUUCUUGUAUAAUCCAACCACCGGAGAUUCCAAGAGAUUACCUGAAACUCUGCGUCCCAAAUCCGUUGAACACGGAAGAGAUAAUUUCCAAAGUUAUGGAUUCGGUUUCGAUGAUCUCACUGAUGAUUACAAAGUGGUGAAGCUUGUUGCAAGUAGUGACGAUUUUCUCGAUGCUAGUGUGUAUUCCUUGAAGGCAGACUCAUGGAGACGGAUCUGCAAUUUGAAUUAUGAGCACAACGAUGGCUUCUACACUUCUGGUGUGCAUUUCAAUGGUGCGAUUCACUGGGUGUUCACUGAGGGUAGCCAUGACCAAAGAGUGGUCGUAGCAUUUGAUCUUCAAACCGAGGAGUUUCGAGAGAUACCAUUGCCUGAUGAAGCUGAGGAUUGUCCACACAGAUUUAAAAACUUUGUGGUCGGAAGUCUCAACGGAUGUCUCUGUGUGAUCAAUAGUUGCUACGAGGUGCACGAUGACAUAUGGGUGAUGAAUGAGUACGGUGUAGCGAAAUCAUGGAGCAGAAUCCGAAUCAGCUUGUUGUAUAGGUCAAUGAAACCGCUGUGUUCAACUAAGAACGAUGAAGAAGUUCUUAUGGAGCUAGAUGGAGACAUGGUGUUGUACAACUUUGAGACCCAUGCAUCGAGUAAUCUUGGAAUCCGCGGGGUUAAGCUCAGUGACGGGUUCGAGGCCAAUACAUACGUAGAGAGCCUCAUAUCACCCAACUCUUAUGGUAUGUAGAGCUUAGGAAGUCUGGCUGGUUUCUCAAAGAUAGAAUAACCAAGUUACCAUUGUAACAUGUAUUAUUAAGAGAUCAAAACUAGUAAUACUGCGGAAGGACAAAUCUAAUUUAAUUGUAUUUAAAUCAGUACUUGUCGAGACGUACAUAUGUAAUGUUUGUUUGUUCAAAAUAACUUUCUCUAGAA